Molecule: messenger RNA, 3127 nt
Organism: Strigops habroptila (Kakapo)
Lineage: Eukaryota; Metazoa; Chordata; Aves; Psittaciformes; Psittacidae
Gene: CASP3
Product: caspase 3
Exons: 8
Coding region: 1083-1934 (283 amino acids)
Biological process (GO): apoptotic process; erythrocyte differentiation; neuron differentiation
Cellular component (GO): cytoplasm
Source: RefSeq, a predicted model, not a curated record
CAUUUUAGAAUGGAAAAUUCUUAAUCUGCCUGUCUGCAUUAGCAUCAUAAUGUGCCAUGUAUAUAUUUAUGUACAUAAAGUACCUUCAUUGAAUGCUUGGCAUUUUCUCUUGCAGUCAUGUGAGGUGGAAAACUGCCCAUUUAUAAUCUUUAAGGACAUGAUUACAAUACUGGUUUCUGUUUUGGACAUGUAUUUUAAUACUACUGCAAUCGUUGCUUUGUAGCAGCUGGCAUAUACUGAACAUGUGUUGUCUUGACUCCUGUGGUUUGCAUAUUUAAAGAUACAGUUGGUAGCUAGAGGCAAUUCAGUUAUUUGCUUCCUUCCCUGUCUGAGAAGCUUUGGUAUUAUUUUUAUCACUAUAUCAUUAAUUUCUCUUGUUGGUUCAUAAUUCAAAUAAGUGUUGCCUUAGAAAGAAACCUGGUGGUUCUUAAUGGCAGUGGUGGUACAUGAUGAUGUUAAUUUAUUUUCAUUAGGUCCAGGUGAAUAAGUAAAUCCAGGCUGGAAUGGAAUAAGCAUUUUCUUAUUUACCUAAGCUUUAAGAGAAAAUAGUAUCACGGAGCAGAAUAACAAUUUAAAAUUAAAUUUUUAGUUGCUUUGUCCUGAUUCCCCUUCCCCCCUGCCCCCCUGCCAUCCCUAACGGCAUGACAUCAUCCUCUAUAGGGAAAUGUGUAUUCUGCUUGACAGAACAUGACAUCACUGCAUUACAUAAACCAAGAUGAGACAAUCCUUAGCAGUCUGUUAGAGUCAGCACCGUCCUCCAGAGAGCAUUGGUGUUACCCUGGCUAGUGCUUUAGAGCAGAAAACAGAACUGCUGGUUAAAACGUACAUUCGAGUGCCUAGCAACAAAAUGGAUAUCUCUUUGUGGAUGUCUUUUGUUCUUUAAAGAAGUGCAGGUGACUUGGUGCUCAGAAAUUGAUGAAUAUUAAAGUUUUCAGGGAAUUUCGUGUGCUGCUAAUUUAUGUGGUAACAAUUCUCAAGUCUGGAAUAAUUUUGUAAGCAAGAAGAUUUCUUAAUUACAUCAGUGCUUCGAGAGACAAGGACACAAUAUUCAGAGUAACUAGAUCUGAUAAUUGAGAGCUAUAAUGGCAGACACAGGAGAUGGACCACAUUCAGGAGAAGAUCAGGCAGAUGCAAAAUCUAUUCCUAGAGGUUCCAAAGGAAAAAACCUGUCUGCUAGCAAGUCUAUGGACUCUGGAAUUGUGCCGGACCACAGUUACAGAAUGGAUUAUCCAGAGAUGGGGGAAUGUGUAAUAAUAAACAAUAAGAACUUCCACAGACAGACUGGGAUGGUAGCCCGUUUGGGUACAGAUGCGGAUGCUGCAAGUGUCAGAGAAGUUUUUAUGAAGUUGGGAUAUAAAAUAAAGAUCAACAAUGAUCUUUCACGUGAGGACAUUUUUAAACUAUUGAAACGUGUUUCUGAAGAAGACCACAGCAAGCGAAGCAGUUUUAUUUGCGUGUUGCUAAGCCAUGGUGAUGAAGGAGUCAUCUAUGGUACAGAUGGCCCUCUUGAACUGAAAGCACUAACAAGCCUUUUCAGAGGUGACAGGUGCAGAAGUUUAGCAGGAAAACCCAAGCUCUUUUUCAUUCAGGCUUGUAGAGGGACAGAACUAGAUUCUGGUAUUGAGACAGACAGUGGAUCAGAAGAAACAAUGUGUCAAAAAAUACCUGUAGAAGCAGAUUUCCUGUAUGCAUAUUCCACAGCUCCAGGCUAUUACUCCUGGAGGAACACAGCUCAAGGCUCCUGGUUUAUUCAGUCACUCUGUAAAAUACUGAGCGAACAUGCAGGGAAACUUGAACUCAUGCAGAUUUUAACUCGUGUAAAUCGCAGAGUAGCAGAGUAUGAGUCCUGCUCAGUUCAGCAGGAUUUUAAUGCAAAGAAACAGAUUCCAUGCAUUGUCUCUAUGCUCACCAAAGAAUUUUACUUCUUUUCCUGAAAAAAAUUCACCUUGCAAUUUUUCAGGUCAUGUUUUUAUCUGUAAUUUAUAUGCAAUGUUAGUAUGGAAUACCACUCUUAAAUCUGAAUUACUGUUGACUACUGUGUGUGGCAUAAUGAACUGUAUCAAAGUUAAGUAUGUCCAUUAUUAGAAGUAAAACAAAGUAUGGCUGUGUUAGAAAUGCAAACUUGAGUAGCUGAAGCACAGGCAAAUUUGGAAGUAGUGCUCUGAGUAUCUCAAAAAAUUAGGAAGAGGACCCUGAAGAAAGAUCACCUAUCAGAUCUAUUUGGUGCUACAUUUUGCUUUGCUGAAGGGGCAGAGAAAAGAAACAGUUCUUGAAUAUAGUUUGGUUUCAUAUCUUUGCCAAAAGGAACAAGAUUCAGAAUGUGAUAUGUUUACUAAUGAUGGUAAUAUGAUAGUAGUGUCUUUAUACAUUUCUUCUUAACUCAAGUUCUUAAAGUUUAGGUUAUAAACUAACCUAAACUGGUUUUAUAACUUAGGGCAUAAACUGUGGAAAGCAGCAGCUUCAUUUUUUACAUACAAUCAGGAAGCCUGUUUAGAAUACAGUGAUUUUUUUUCCUGAUCAUUUUGUAUCUUUUUGUAUGGAUUAUUAGGUGAAGCAAUUAUACCAACACGGUAGCUGUUUCAAAAUAAGUUUUGUAUUCUGACCUUCAAGCUGAGUGACUAAGGGACCAGUCUUCCAAAAUUUCCUUUUCUGCAGCUUCCUAAGGGGGGAGCUGUUGGGGCAUGUUUUGGGCUGUAAGUGUCAGUGCAACAGGAAGCCUGCAUUCUGAACAGGCUGCAUUGCUCUUUCUGGUCAUAAAUAAGAGUGGGUUUGCUUUGUGCUAUGUGCCUACCACAUUUAACCUGUGUGGAAACCUAGAUUUGUGGAACUGGAGAGAUUUCACUUAAUUCUAAUAUCAAAUUGAGUAAAUUACAAGACAAAUAUUAAAUUUAUAUAUCUUGACUCUGAAUUUUGUGGAACUGGCUUUUACAAAAUUGUAAAACAUUUUUAUUGAUUUUUUGGCUUGUCUCGGUCUUUAAGACUAGAGGAAGACAAUGGUAAAUGGCUCUAUGGUGCUUGCAAAACAAGACUUAAAACUCUAGCAUAAACAAUGUUAGCAAAUUUGUGUUCAAUUCCAGAGGCAUUUGGGGUUUUUUUACUUAAAUUAAAUACUGUUUCCUAAAUUGUA